AUGUCAAAUCUUACAAAACUCGAAUUUGUGGCUCUGGACAUCACUGGAAACAACUAUUUAUCAUGGGUACUAGAUGCUGAAAUUCACUUAGAUGCAAAGGGUCUUGGUGAGACUAUUAAGGAGGGAAAUGAAGAAAGUACACAAGAUAAGGCCAAGGCCAUGAUUUUCCUUCUCCAUCACCUCCAUGAAGGUCUAAAGACCGAAUAUUUGACUGUUAAGGACCCUCAAAUUCUUUGGGCCAAUCUAAAGGAAAGAUAUGACCACCAGAAAACUGUGAUUUUGCCUAAAGCUCGUUAUGAAUGGCUGAAUUUAAGAUUGCAGGACUUUAAGUCUGUUAGUGAUUAUAACUCGGCCAUGUUCAGAAUCACUUCACAAUUGAAUUUAUGUGGAGAGAAGAUUACUGAUGCAGAAAUGUUACAAAAAACAUACUCAACUUUCCAUGCAAAUAAUGUUGUCCUGCAGACACAAUAUUGUGAAAAAGGCUUCCAAAAAUAUUCUGAAUUAAUUUCUUAUCUCCUAGUGGCGGAGCAAAACAACGAGCUGCUAAUGAAAAACCAUGAAUUACGCCCAACUGGCUCUGCUCCAUUCCCUGAAGCGAAUGUGAGUUUACACAAUGGGCAAAAAUUAAAAGAAACACACCAUGCAAAUAGUAGUGUGCGUGGCUGUGGUCUUGGCCGAGGGCGUGGCCGCGUACAUAGAUAUGGAUAUGGUCGAGGUGAUCGUUUUAAAAAUUCACAUUCCUACCAGAAGUGGGAUCGGAAAAAUGGUAACAGGGAAGAAAAAGAAAAAGGUGAAAAUGUGACUAAUGUAUGCUAUUAUUAUGGAGGAAAAGGACAUUGGUCUCGUGCGUGUCGCACACAAAAGCAUCUAGUUGAUUUUUAUCAGCAGUCCAUAAAACAGAAGGGAAAGAAAGUAGAAACCAAUCUUGUGUAUAAAGAUGGCGAAGGUGAUUUUGAUGGUGGCAAUGCAACCCACUUAGAAGUGGCUGAUUUUCUUUCUACCCCUGAAGGAAAUUAUUAA
Molecule: messenger RNA, 1020 nt
Organism: Gossypium arboreum
Lineage: Eukaryota; Viridiplantae; Streptophyta; Magnoliopsida; Malvales; Malvaceae
Exons: 1
Coding region: 1-1020 (339 amino acids)
Molecular function (GO): nucleic acid binding; zinc ion binding
Source: RefSeq, a predicted model, not a curated record